UUGUAUAACAUCCGACCAAGUGCAACCAUUUGCAUUUAAAUGGAAGAUUGAUUGCACUUGUUUACUCAGUAUUACCAAUCUCAGAGCCAACUAUGUCCUCAAAAGAUAUACCUGACUUGGCCCCAGCCAGCAUACCAUCGGCAGUACAGUUUGAUAUCAACAAGGACUUCCAUACGCGCCCGCACCACCAGGAUUUGGAUAAGUCUUUUAUCGGAUAUGAGCGUCGCCCAUGGAUAAAGCAGACUUUCCGGAGGGACCCGCGUCGUGAGCGUGAAAUUCUAAGCGCACUCGUUGCACAAACAGUAGAGGCAGACUAUGUCACAGACUGUGUGGAUAAAUUGAUUGACGAGAACAUCAGCUGCAGAGACCUGGCGUCACUUUCCAACGAAGAUCUGGACCUAUUUGGUUUCAAGCAUGCCAACCAGCGCAAAGAACUUCUCAAGAUUUUUGCCAAAAUGCCUAACCAAGAUCCCAGCUAUGAGGAGAUCUGUAAUGACCCAAUUGCAAGAAACUUUAACAACAAAAUUAUUGAAAAUGCUGGCGGUCAUUUUAUGUCUCUAAGGGCCUCCAUGGCUGCCACGAACUACAAGCUUCAAGUGAUGCCGCCAGAAGAUGUGGUCGUCGGCGAUAAGAAUUAUGCCAGCAGCUUCGCUUUAGAAACGCUCAAGAGCGUAAAGAAGAUUACGGAUGAGAUAGCCAAGGAUCUACGAGAAAUUCAGGACAAUGCCCAGAUUCAGUGGAAAAAGCAGGAGGCUGAAGCUAAAGCUACCAAAAAGAAAAAGUUUAGCAUUGCCACUAUACUGUACUUUACUGCCCUUGCUGUGGGAUUUUCCUGCACUUGGUUUUGGUGGUGGACCAAGUUCCACAGCGUUCCCCGCCUGGAGAGGAUCUCAAUUCAGACAUAAGCACAAACCAACAAAGCAUUUAUCACAUAUAAGCAUUCCUAUAGGUUUAAGGAGCUACAGUUCGAGUUUUAUACUGUGUUAAACUUAUUUAAUAGCUCCAACAAAGUUUACUGCCUAGAAUAAGCUAAAGUGUUAUAAGAUGUAAUGAAGUUUUCUGCCCAACAUAAAAAAUGUACUAAUAUUAA
Drosophila bipectinata is the source of this 1090-nucleotide messenger RNA. RefSeq names its product daedalus (gene daed). The record is from RefSeq and is a predicted model, not a curated record. Lineage: Eukaryota; Metazoa; Arthropoda; Insecta; Diptera; Drosophilidae.